This is a messenger RNA of Thalassophryne amazonica, 4558 nucleotides long. RefSeq names its product protein tyrosine phosphatase receptor type Z1b (gene ptprz1b). The transcript has 32 exons. Gene Ontology annotation, molecular function: protein binding; protein tyrosine phosphatase activity. The coding region runs from base 226 to 4533 and encodes 1435 amino acids. NCBI's taxonomy places the organism in Eukaryota, Metazoa, Chordata, Actinopteri, Batrachoidiformes, Batrachoididae. The record is from RefSeq and is a predicted model, not a curated record. Gene Ontology annotation, biological process: peptidyl-tyrosine dephosphorylation.
ACGCGCGCACAGCCCCUCUGCUGUGUGCGUUGGGUGCUCGUCCGUAAUAGGCUGCGAGUGCAAGCCAUCACUCCUCAUGGCGUGCCACUGAACCGAACCGAACCGAUCGGAUCACGUCAGUCCACGGAGGAGGCGCGAUGACCGGGUAGCGCGUCUUUUACGCACCGCCAAAAAAACAAAAAACGCGCAUUCUGCUUCUUUACGUUUCAUUUUCUCAUCGAGAACAUGGAGACGGCAGCGCACAGAACCUCUGUCUGCAUUUACCAGCUGAUCAUUUUCUGCCAAAUAGUUGUUGCUGCAGAGCUGCUGGUUCGAGGUCUGAGGAAACUUCCGGAGGAUGUUGGCUGGUCAUACUCAGGUAGUGUGAACCAGCAUAACUGGGGUAAGAAGUUCCCGUCCUGCAACAGUGCCAAGCAAUCUCCUGUGGACAUCGACGACACCUUCAUCCAGGUCAGCCUGCAGUUCCAAAACCUACAGCUAGAGGGCUGGGACAAACUGACAGGAAAGUCCAGCACCAUCCACAACAAUGGGAAGACGGUGGCCAUCAGUGUGGACGGGAACUUCUUUGUGAGUGGAGGAGGACUGAGCUCCAGGUUUCGUGUUGGCAGCAUCACUUUCCACUGGGGACGCUGCAAUACCUCUUCAGAUGGAUCUGAACACAGCGUAAACGGGAUGAAAUAUCCUCUGGAGAUGCAGAUCUACUGUUACAAUGCAGAUGACUUCCAAACUCUGGACGACGCUGUCAGGGAGGGAGGGAGGAUCGCUGCUCUGGCUGUGCUCUUUGAGACCAGCCUGGAUGACAACGAAAACUUCAGCCCUGUUGUAGAAGCUGUCAACACUGUCAGCAGGUUUGGUAAAAUUGAGCCAAUGGAUGCAUUCUCUUUGUGGCCCUUGCUGCCUAAUAACACAGACAAGUAUUACAUCUACAACGGCUCUCUGACGGUGCCACCGUGCUCUGAGACGGUGGAAUGGGUUGUGUUUAAACAGCCUGUGACCAUAUCGGAGACACAGUUAGAGGUGUUCUGUGAGGUGUUGACCGUGGAGCAGGCCGGAUACGUGAUGCUGACUGAUUACCUGCAGAACAACUUCAGGGAGCAGCAGCAGCAGUUCAUGGGCCUGGUGUUCUCCUCCUACACCGGCGUGGAAGACGUGCAGACACCCACCUGUACCUUGGAGCCAGAAAAUCUUCAGGCCGACGCCCAAAACGAUACAACUAUCAUGGUGACAUGGGAGCGUCCUCGCGUGGUUUACGACACAACCAUUGACUGGUACACCGUCACCUACCAGCGGCUGCAGGGCCACGAGCAGAGCAAGCAGGAGUACCGGACUGACGGGGACCAGGACGUGGGUGCCAUCAUCACCGGCCUGCUGGCCAACAGCAGCUACGUGUUUCAGGUAGUCGCCGUUUGCGCCAACAGCCUGAGGGGACGAUGGAGCGACCAGGUUAUCGUGGACAUGCCGUUACAAGACCUCGAGAGUGACUCUGACAGCAGCUCACCAGAGCUGGAAGGAAACAAGGAGAUUUUGUCUAAAACCAGAUGGAAGAAGCCAGAAAACCCCAAUCAGGUGGACGUGGCACCUGAGGACCACAGCCCAGUGGAGGAGGUCCCUUUGGAACAGACCAGAGUUUACCAGAACCAUCCUAUACACUCCCAGAACCAGAGCAGAGAGCGAACCCAAGCAAACACUGACCUUCCAUCCCAAGUCCGCUCGACUCCGAAGAGUCCAUCUGAGUCUGCGGUUCAGCACAAACCUGAACUCGGCCACACCGGGAUAACGGAGUCCCAUGGAAACGAGCCUGAACCCGAUGAGACUGACGUGGAUCAGAACUGGAUUGACGAGGAGCAGGCAAUCCCAAAACACUGGCCCUUCACCCAUAACAGCAACAGUGCACUCUGGGUAACCCGGGAAAGUGAGCAGCCGGGCUUCCUGUUUCCGUUCCUUCAGACCACCACUGUGCCAACAGUCCACCGACAAAUCACAGAAGAAGCAUCGCUGUCGGUGUUGCUGUACCAGACAAAGGCUCCUGGUCCCACAGACCAAACCAGUGAACGGAGCUUCCAGUCUCCACAGUCAAGCCUGUACACCCCCUCUGCAGGGGACAUUCAAGUCACUGACGUCUUCUAUGAAGACGUUUUUAGCAGCUCCCCACUUGAAACAACAACCUCCCCUGUAAAAGCCUCCAUCCCUGCUGUGCUAGGUACAGACGUAGACCAAGAUUCCCCGCUGUCUUCUGAAGGCCGCGGCAUCCCUGUGGACAAACCUGUCACACAAUCAGUCUCCCCAGUUCCCUCCACCUCCUCAACAUUGUGGAUCACCACAAGGACAGCGAGUGCCAGCAACACCAUCACCGACCCGGGUUACAAAUCCUUCAUCACCUCUUCCUUCCUCAGAGAGCUGAUACACACCACCCAGCCCAUUUUUACCGAAGGUAGCAACAGCAGCCACGAUUCUCAAGUUGGGCUGGUCGCAGGUAUAGAGAGAGAAAAGAGAACGGUCAUCCCUCUGGCUGUUGUCUCCACUCUCACAAUCUUCUGUUUGCUGGUACUGGUUGGCAUCCUCAUCUACUGGAGAAGCUGUUUCCAGAUGGCAAAUUUCUACCCAGAUGACAAUGCAUCACCUAAAGUCAUAUCUGCUCCAUCUACACCCCUGCUGUUCACCACAGACGGUCACGACUCACUGACAGUGAAGCAGUUUGUGAAGCACGUCUUGGAGCUGCACACCACAAAUUCCUUCUCCAAGGAGUUUGAGAUUGUCAGAGAGUCCUAUGAGGAGGUACAGGCAUGCACAGUGGACAUGGACAUCACCUCCGACACCUCAAACCAUCCCGACAACAAAAGCAAAAACCGAUACAUCAACAUACUGGCCUAUGACCACAGUCGAGUGAAGCUCUCCAACAGUUUGGACAGUGAAGGAAAAUGCGGGGAUUACAUCAAUGCUAACUUUGUUGACGGCUACGAGCGAACAAGGGCUUACAUUGCUGCUCAGGGGCCUCUCAGAGCGAGCAGAGAGGACUUCUGGAGAAUGAUCUGCCAGCAGAAUGUAGGCAUUGUCGUCAUGAUCACGAACCUGAAGGAGAAAGGACGGACAAAAUGUGACCAAUACUGGCCAGAGGCGGACCAGCAGAAUUAUGGUCCAUACCAGGUGACCCUGAAAAGCAGCCAGGGUUUUGCUUACUACACACUGAGGACGUUUACCGUCAGAGAUGCAACCAAUAAGGUACCUCAGAAGCAAGUGGACCACACGGUGCUUCAUUACCACUACACCCAGUGGCCAGAUAUGGGCGUCCCAGAAUACACUCUGCCUGUCCUGUCCUUCAUCAGAACAUCCUCGAAGGCCCGGACACAGGAGAUGGGACCGGUUCUGGUGCACUGCAGUGCUGGUGUGGGACGUACAGGCACUUACAUUGUGAUUGACAGCAUGCUGCAGCAGAUCCAGGAUCAGGGGACGGUGAAUGUUCUCGGCUUCCUCAAACACGUCCGGACUCAGAGGAACUUCUUGGUUCAGACGGAGGAGCAGUACGUUUUCAUCCACGAUGCUCUGGUGGAAGCCAUCUUGAGCCGUAACACUUCUGUGACCUCUGAUCUCCUCCACGUCUAUGUGUCUGACCUCUUGACCCCCGGGACGUCAGGCAGGACGCGUAUGGACAGACAGUUUAAGCUGAUCAGUCAGCGUCAAGCGAAGCACGCGGACUACAGCACGGCGCUAAGAGAAGGAAACGCAGAGAGGAACAGGGCCAGAGCUCUGAUGCCCGUCGAGAGAUCAAGAGUCUGUCUGUCAUCUUCAGAAACAAACUCCACGGGUUACGUGAACGCUUCCUACGUCAUGGGUCACCACGACUGUAAAGAGUUCAUAGUGAGCCAGACGCCACUGAGCAGUACGGUAACAGAUUUCUGGAGGAUGAUCUGGGAACACAAAACACGUACUGUCGUGCAUUUAGUAGACACACACACUCAGAGCAAUGAAAGGGAGUCUUAUGUCUACUGGCCCAGUAAAGACCAGCCGCUCAGUGCUGAGGGUUUCACUGUGUCGUAUUCGGGUGAACACUUCGUUCUUCUGGCCAAUGACGAGCGACUUUUGAUGCAUGACUUCACCGUGGAGUCACUCCAGGAUGGUCACGUGCUAAACGUGCGACAGUACAGUGCCCCCUGCUGGCCCAAUCCUGACAGUCCCAUCAGGAACAGCUUUGAUCUGGUCAAUGCUGUCAGAGAACACAGCAGACACACAGACACGCCCACAGUCAUACACGAUCCGCUGGGAGGCGCCAUGUCAGGGCUGUUCUGCGCCCUCAGCACCCUGUGCAGCCAGCUGGAGGAGGAAAGAGCCGUGGACGUCUACUACGUGGCACGGAUGACCAACCUCAUGAGACCUGGAGUGUUCAAUGAUAUGGAGCAGUACCAGUAUCUGUACCGAGCCGUGCUGAGUCUGGUGAGCAGCCAGGAGGACCAGAGAGCCCUGCAGAAUCCAGAGACCAACGGGUCCGUGCCCCUGGGGCAGAGCAACGUUGCCGAGAGCCUGGAGUCCCUCAUGUAGACACACAAGUGUAACGCACAGCAAG